UCCCACAGAUCCGGAGACUUGAGUUUCUCCGGCUUUCCCGGCGGAGCCUCCCCGACGCGAUCGCUGCUUGCGGGGCUCCCUCCGCCCGCCCGCUCCUUACGGGCGCCUCUGGGGUACUUUUUGGAGAGGUCGCGCGUCUUGGCGCACGUCGGAAGCGCCGCGGCCGCUUUCCGUUCCACCGAUCGGCAGCGGGGCUGGAUUUGCGCCGGCGCUGCUCUUCCUGGGCACCGGAUUUGGGGAGGGUCUCUCGCACAGAGUGCCCGCCCCGCGCCCCGCGACAAUUUGGCACAUUUUGGAAAGCGCGACGUGGCUGGCAACCAGACCUUGCCCCGCUGCUAGACACGUGUGCCGGGGUUUUCAGACAGUUUUGCCUGCAGCUUUCCUCGCCUCGCCUCCUCCUGCUAUGGAAAAAGGAGGGCGUGGGGCGACUUGGGGGGCUGGGUAGGGGCGGGGAGAGCUUUAGACGGCGGCGCACUUCGGAAGACCACCAGCGUCUCGCGUCUCCAACCCUGCGCUGAGCAGCCCAGAAGCCAAGGCGAGGGGCUCUGAACGGCUCUCUCCUCCUCCUCCAUCUCCACCUCGUAUUUCAACCCCCCCCCCCAAGAUGGCAGCUAUCCAAGCCCUCCAGCAGUGGUGCAAGCAACAGUGUCAAGGAUACCGGGAUGUCAGCAUCACUAACAUGACCACUUCUUUCCGGGACGGCUUGGCCUUCUGUGCCAUCCUUCAUCGCCACAGGCCGGAUCUCAUAAACUUCAAUGCUCUGAGCAAAGAAAACAUCUAUGAAAACAACCAGUUGGCUUUCAAAGUGGCCGAAAUGGAACUGGGCAUCCCAGCCUUGUUGGAUGCGGAGGACAUGGUCGCUCUCAAAGUCCCCGACAGACUGAGCAUCCUCACCUACGUCUCCCAAUAUUAUAACUAUUUCCAUGGACGUUCGCCAAUUGGAGGAAUGUCUGGCAUAAAACGCCCGUCUUCCGCACCCAGCGAGGAGCCGAUGGGGAAGAAGGUUGUUUCUGAACCGGUGGCGCCAGCCCCCAGCAAGCCCCCGCGAGUCCUGCCGCCAUCUGAACCCAAGACAGUUCCAGCCUCUCGCAAUCUGGCGAAGGAGAACUCACCGGUGGCAGCGAGACGUAUUUUAGCAGAGACCAGCAACACGCGAAGCAGCAACUGCGCCAUCUGCGGAAACCACGUCCACCUGGUACAGCGCCUCUUGGUGGAAGGGAAGCUUUAUCACAGGAACUGCUUCAGGUGCAAAGAGUGCUCUAGCACCCUCCAAUCGGGAAACUACAAAGCUGGGAGACACGCCGGCACUUUUGUCUGUAACCGGCACGAGCAACCGACACCCCUCUGGGAUUCCUUGUCCUCUGGCACGAGGGAUGUCCCCACGGAGGAUAAACCUCCCGCUCCCGCCUCCUCCGCACAGAACUACUUGAAGGGACUUGAAUCCAAGACGCCAGCGCAGGAAUCCGUGAAAAUGAGCGGUGCCAUGAAAUCAGCAGCUUCUGAGCCACUGAACCCUGGGAACCACAAAGGCAGCUCUGCGUCCGCGAGCUCAAGUUCACAUUGGUCAGACGUUACCGGGAACAAACCGGAUCGUCUAGCCAUCUCCAGCACCUCUCCUUCCCCACCGCGCUGGACACCAUCGUCCGCCAAAACGCAGCAGGCACGGGAGAAGUUUUUCCAGGCCGGAUCAGGGAGCUCGGGACUUCCUCCGAGCAAAACGGAGCCGGUUAAAAACCAAGGCUCUCUUUUGAACCCUCCUUGGGUCUCCGGGAGAGCAUCCUUUUCCGGGACCCACACGUCGGGGUCCGGUCCGGAUGUCGGCGAGAAGGACAGAGCACGGAGCGUCCUGAUGCAGGCAUUGCCAGGGCUUCAGUCUUCCUCCAACAGGACUAGUGGCUUCUCUAGCGCCUCGCCCGGCUCGACGGCAUCCAGCACCAGCAAGCCAUCUCCAGCCACCUCUGGCACACAGCAUCUCGAGACGAAAAGCAUCUCGGACUGGAAGCCUUCCAGGCCUGUCAGCGUGCCGGCUGCCACGGGAGAUCCACGGAAAGGACCCCGGACACUUUCACCCGGCCUCGAACGUUCGCCCAAGGACCUGGGUGGCAAAGCGGGCAUCGGGGUGGCCCCCCAGAGCAGGCUCAAGGAUCAGCCCCCCAGCAGACCUGCAGCUGACUCUGGGCAUAAACUGGACGUUAAGGUCUCCAAAGCGGGAGCCACGAGCGUUACGGAAGAGAAAUCAGAAACGCCAGCGGACUGGAGGUCCCGGCUGAAGCCGGUGGCAAACAGAGUCCCUGGCCACGGUGACCCCAGAACCGCUCACAAACCUGCAGAUGUUCACAGGGCAGCUGCUGACAUAACUCUGAGUCCAGUGCAGAACGACAAAAAGCCAGCUCAUUCAACAGCCUCCCUGGCGAAUCGGGAAACUGCUUCGUCAGCUGAUCAACCGCCAAAGAAAACACUGCUGGUGCCUCCCGUGGAUAUUUCCAGUGGCUGGAGGUCCCCCAAGCAGCAGUGGGAGGAUAUUGCCGCAACCAAGAAGGCCGAGGGGCUGAGCCCCUCCAGGAAGGCCGUUGCGCCCGUGAGGCCGUCUCCUCCUAGAGUCCUCCAGAAGUCUCUGACCGGUCGAGCGGUGUCUCCCCCCAAGCGCCACCCAGACUACAUCCCCGAGGAGGAAAUCCAGAAGGAAGUCCGGCAGAUUGAGAAGGAUUUGGACAAGCUGGAGCUCAAAGGGGUGGAUAUGGAGAAGGAGCUGAGGAACUGCGAGGGAGAUGAGAGCGAGGAUGGCCUGAUGGUGGAAUGGUUCAAGCUGAUCCACGAGAAGCAGCUGCUGCUGAGGCGGGAGUCUGAGCUGAUGCACAAGAUGAACCAGCAGAAGCUGGAGGAAAAGCAGUGGGACAUCGAGGGCGAGCUAAGGAGCCUCAUGAGCAAAUCUGAGUUCUCAAAGACGCCCAGGGAGAAGGCCCGUGAGGAGGAGCUGCUGGCGUUGUACGUGGCCACCGUCAACGACCGGAAUAAAAUCGUGGAGGACCUGGACGAAGACCGGCUCAGGGAAAUUGAAGAAGAUGAAGUGAUAGCGGCCAUGAUCCAGAAGCUCGACGUGCCCCGUAACACCCAGGAAAGCGAAAAGAAGAAAACGAAAUUCGGCUUAUUCCAUAUGUUGAAGAUAAAGAACUAGGUGGAAGAGUGAAGUUUCCUCGGAGACAAAGAGUCCGUUUUCCAUUGGUGAUGGAGUAGCCAUUCGGCCUCUCUUUUCUGCUUUGGGAGAGUAAAAGCCAUUUUGGCCAAAAAAGAAGAAAAAAAAGAGGAAGCCGGAGAACCAAACAAGGGGUUUAUUCAAAACCUGGAAAGUGGACAGUCAGGGAUGGAGUUUCCCUGGUCCAGAUCCGUGAACUGAACAGGCCUUGAAAGCAAACUUGAUAGACUCGCUGGCAUCAUUUGGAGAGCAAAUAUGUUCAUUGGCUGGUGUUUCUCUGUACACUAGUCUGUCUGGAGAAUCCCAGUCCGGCCUAGAGCAAUUCAGGAACUCUCUUUAGGAGCAGUUUCUCCCUCCUCUGCUACCAAGCGAGUACAGUCGUACCUUUGUUCUCAAACUUAAUCCAUUCCGGAAAUCCGUUCCAAAACCAAAGCAUUCCAAAACCAAGGCGCACUUUCCAAAAGGAAGUAAUGCAAAAUGGUUUAAUCCGUUCCAGACUUUUAAAAGCAACCCCUAAAACAGCAAUUUAACAUGAAUUUUGCUAUCUAACGAGACCAUUGAUCCAUAAAAUGAAAGCAAUCAACAACGUACUGCAGUCACACAAUCAAUCAAUCAAUCAAUAGCUGAACUGGGUUCCACACAGUCACAAAACAAAAAAAGCCACAAAAACAAGAACCCAAAUAAAUAGCAAAAACAGACAGACACUCAAAACGGAAGUGUGGCACUCAAAACGGAGCACAUUCGGCUUCCAAAAAAAGUUCGCAAACCGGAACACUUGCUUCUGGGUUUGCAGUGUUUGGGUUCCAAGUUGCUUGAGUACCAAGGCGUUUGAUUUCUGUAAUUGGGGAUGGAUGUAGAGCUGCCAGAAGCCUUAUGGCUUUCCCCAAAUAAUUCUGGGAAGCGUAGUUUGUUAAGGGUGCCGAAGGCUCUUAAGAGGCCUCUGUUCCCCUCACAGGGCUACAAUCAACAGAUUUCCCUGUAAAGAGGGAUUGCAAAACCACUCUGAGGCCAUGUUCAUACCACACAUUUAAAGCACUAUCUUACCUCUUUAAACAGUCGUGGCUUCCCCCGAAGGAUUAUGGGAGCUGUGGUUUUGUUAAGGGGUGCUGAGAAUUCUUAGGAGCCCCACCCCACCCAGCUACAUUUUCCAGAGUGGUUCAACAAUGGUCACUGUACAUUUAAAACACUGUAAUAGAUGCUUAAAUUUUUAAGCUACCCCCAAAGAAAUCUGGGAGUUGUCGUUUGUUCACGAUGCUGGGAGCCCCUCCCAGAACUACAGUUCCAAGACUCCCCUAGGAAGAGGGAGACACUCUGAGAAUUGUAGCUCUGGGAGGGGAAUACGAGUCCUCUGACAACUCUCGGCACCCGCAGCAAACCACACAGUUCCCAGAAUUCCUUGGGGGGGGGAAGCCAUGGCUGUGUUAACGCACUGUCCUUAGGCUAGUGUCGAGCAGAGAGGAGGGUGGCUUUAACUGUGUGGGGGCUGCUGAAUUGGGCUUGGGUGUGCAUGCCAGGCGCAGAGGACCCAUAUAGAAGCAGCCCCCCCACCAGUUAGAGCGGGGGCCCCUGCUUGUGCGGUGUGAAGGUCGACUCUCCUUCCUUGGAGGUUUUAAAGCAGAGCUUGGAUGGCCAUCUGACAUGGGUGCUUUAUCUGGGAUUCCUGCAUUUCAGGGGGUUGGACUAGAUGACCCCUGGGGGUCCCUUUCAACUCCGCAAUUCUAUGAUUCUGUGUGUGGGGAGACCAACUCGCUGUGAACAUUUCCUUCUAACCACUAGGUGGCAGCGCAGCUCUCAGCAAGCCGGUUUGCCCAGAGCACGGACCAGUUGACUUUUUCUUCUUUUCAAAACAAACCUCAGGAAGUCGUAUUAAAGACAGAAGGGAGGGGUGGGGAAAACAAAUAAGGGAAAUUUGUUCUUUUCUUAUAUAUAAAAGAAUGACAACAUCCAAACACGCGCGCCCGUGUAGCUAGCCGGUUGCUCCCGCGAUGGGCUUCCUUUUUGCACUUGUUUGUAUUAAAGCAAGAAUGAUUUAAACGGUGCCGGUUUAUAUAACGUGGCUUGGCUUUGGUGGCUCAGGGGAAGAAAUGGCCUUUUAACUCAUCUGAAUUUCACCUGGUGUUUAUACUGGCAGCCAAGGGAGAGGACUUUUGGCAAGUAAAUAAUAUUAAUAAAAAAGGGGACAAGCAGAUUUUUUUUUAAAGUGGGGGACCUUUAAUUGUCCGCCUUCCUUUUUAAAAAGUAGCUCUGUGGCCAGUUCAGGUACACAGGUGGGGUUGAUGCCCUCAUCAUCCAGUUAAAUAUUUAGAAUAGGACCACACACCAUUCUUCAUGGGAGUGCCUGCGAAGGUCUUUCCUGCCUAUUCUUAGCCACAGGAUCCUUUUCCUGACCAGGAGUUUGCAGAACUAUUCCCAUUUUCUUUUUAGUGAGGUGGGUUGGGAAUUGUGCAGAGUUAAUUCUCAAAGGCAUAUGAAAGGCUUCCAUCUCCUUUGGACACCAUGCAUUUAAAGUGCUGUGGGACCAUUUCAAACAGUCAUGGCUUCCCCCCGCGCCAGAGAAUUCUCCCAUCAAAUUUGUGCGCACGGAAAUUGGGAGGAUCAUUUCAACCCAUUUCUUCGGGAAAGAUUGUCCCAACAGUUUCUGGGGAGUGGGGUUCAUUAUUUGCAGAAGCAGAGCUUCCCCCCCCAAAAAAAGGGUUUGGGUUUUUGUGUGCGCAGUGGCUACAAGGAAGAUAAGAAAUUGUUGACUUCCCAACUGCACUUUUGCAACUGGAUGGAACCAUGGUGGGUGGGGGUGGGCAUGGUAGACAUACCAUAAAAACAGACGAGAAUAUUCAGGAGAGAUUCUGCAAAGUGGCCUUAUUCUUUGAGGUGAGUCAAGGAAGAAUCUGGGAUUAAUUUGGGACUAUUUAAUGCCCCACCUCUCCGCCACACACACACACCUUUAAAAAGUCAUGGGAAUUGAUUGCAAAGCCCUCCAACAUUUCUCCAGUGAAAAUAGGGAUAUCCUAAGGAAAAGCAGGACAUUCUGGGAUCAAAUCUGAAACUGGGAUGGCUUCUUAAAUCUGGGACUGUCCCUAGAAAAUAGGGUCUGUGGUCCAGGCAGCCAUGUAUCCAAUGGGGAUCCAAUUGUGAGAUAGAUCCAACCAGAAGAGUUAGCUAGGACUAUGUGCUCAGGACUUGGCACAUCAAGAGAUGGCAUGGGGCAUAAUCUAUGUGGUUGGCACACAACACAAAGCCUCCAGAUUGGCCAGGCCUUGCAGGAUCAGACCAAGGGCCCAUCUAGUCCAGGAUCCUUUUCUCACAGUGGCCAACCAGAUGCCCAUUGUAGGAAGCCUGCCAACAAGACCUGGGUGCAAUAAUGCUGCCCCCACUUGGGAAUCCUAGCAACUUGUAUUCAGAGGCAUAGCAGAGGAAGAACAUAGAGCCUUCGCAGCCAUUGAUUGUCUUCUCCAGGCUAAGGGUGUUCUCCACCCUGCAAUGAAGUGGAGAAGCUGAGAUGCAACUUGUUCAACGAAGCAAAGGCGUUUGUCCUGGCGAGGUUGUGGCAGGAGAAGGCCUUGGUCCACUGCGCGAUGCUCCUGGGAAGUUUCGUAGACCCUCCAGGCGACAGCCCAGGAAUGAUGUGAGCCUGAAACUGACAAGGCUUAAGUGGGCGUCUCAUCUUGAAACUCCCCAUUUCUGGGCCAGUUGGAGGAGCUUACUGGAUGCAUAUCAAAGCCUUCACGCAAAUUGUGGCGGCGUGAUGGAGGUCUAGAGUGAAAGUGAUAAGACCCAUAUCAAGGGAAUAACUUAAUUAACCGGUCUUGAUCAAAGAACUGCAUGGAUUCAAUAGCCCAGUUUCGAGAGCUAAAUGAGGACAUUUAAAGAAACUGUACUUGACUGCAUUAUCAAUUUUCCUGGCCAAAGAGCUUUGAAGUAGAAUUAAGCAGGGACAGGAAAUUGUCCCUCCCCCAUCCCUCGAAUGCCAAGUGGCUCUCUGUUUCACUAGCAAAGGGAUACUUGAGAUCAUCAGAAGCACAGUUCAAUGGGCAAACAGAUUUCUUGCGCAGCCUCACCGAGAUGGACCACAAAUGCCAGGAGUCUCUUAUCAUUGUCACCAAAGAGAACCAACAUUUAUAGCAUGCCAUCCACCUGGGCACCUGCAAAAGUCAUAUGUGCUCAUCCCAGGCGAGUGCUCAUCCCAGCGCUGGGAGGAUUCAUGGAUUCAGAAGGAUCAGUCCUUGGCAAAUCCACUUAGGAGCAAAAGAAGCUUCCUUGUACAAAGGCAGACACUUGGUCUGGCAAGCUUAGUAAUGCCUGCCUGCAUUGUCUGGUUCUCCAGGGUUUCAGGGCUGCAUGGAGAUGCCAGAGAUUGAAUCUGGGAUCUUUGGAAAAUGGAGCAUGUGGCCUGCCACUGAGCUAGAAAAGGAUCUCCGGCUGCAGGACUUGGAAAGAUGAGCGACUCUGGAGUUGUGGCGCUCAUCUCGCUUUCAGGCCGAGGGUGCCGGUGUUUGUCCACAGACAGCUUUUCCUGGUCAUGUGGCCAGCAUGACCAAACCGCUUCUUUUGCAACAGAACACCGUGACAGAAACCAGAGCGCACAGAAACACCGUUUACCUUCCUGCCACAGCAGUACCUAUUUAUCUACUUGCAUUGGCGUACUUUCGAAUUGCUAGGUUGGCAGGAGCUGGAUCAGAGCAACUAGAGUUCACCCUGUCACGGGGAUUUGAACUGCUGACCUUCUGAUCGGCAAGCCCAAGAGGCUCGGUGGUUUAGACCACAGCGCCACCUGCGUCCCUACUUGGAAAGAGACCUGCUAUGUAAGUAGACUAGCCUUCUUCGGCCUAAUGCUAUUGACCUGAUGUUGUGGAGCUCCAACUCUCACCAGUCCCUGAGUUCAGGGAUGAUGGGACUUGUAGUCCAAAACUUCAAGAGGGCCCGAAGCUGGGCAAGGCUGGAAGAGGCAGUUCUGAGUUAGCUGGACGAAUGAUCUGACUCGGCUGGAAGCAGCAUCCUUUGCACAAACGGUGGGACCCAAUUCCCCUGCUUCCUAAGCGGUAUGUUCUUGGACCUAUUAAUUGCUUGUGAACUUUCCACAUCAUCUCAGCAGCUGAGCUUGGGGGUCUAGGCGAGGGGCUCCUGUCAGUCAGCUGAAACCAGAGCCAAGCAGAACCAACGGAAAUGAAAGUUUGCAAAAUCUGCAGGAUGCCUUUUCUUUACACAGCACACCGUUAAACUAUGGAUCUGUAAUGGUGCUGGUUGCUUCCUCAUGAGUAAUCCGCUCCAAACUCUGUGGCUGGUUUUUACAGAGUUUUAUUAUAUACAUAUGUACAAGACAGAGCAACAAAAAGCAUGACCGUUCUAUCCCGAAUCAGAAUCCGGAAGCACCGCCCUUCGUGACUUCCGCCAACAGAACACGCUGGGCGUUCGGAAUCUCCUCCUCUCUGCGCACCUCUUUUCACCCCUCCGCUGUUGGGGUGAUGGGGCUGGUGGAGAGCCCUCCCCACUAGAACUGCCCAGCUGGGGGGCUGGUGCUGUCUCCUCUGGCACCUCCCCCUCCUGAGCGCUCGGGUCCGACCCUCCAACACUUCCCUCUGGGAACCUUCCCCUCUCAGCAUCCUCAAGGCUCUGCACCGCUUCCUGAGGGUCCGAAGCGCUGCCAUCCCGGGCUCCUACUGCACCGGAGAGCCCCUGUCCCCACUUCCUGGACUCUCCGCUGACCCCUGGUGGUCCCCUGACAGGAUCCCACUCACCCAAGAGGCAGCGAUGGCCGCCAAUCUACCGUAGAUGGCUUUAAAAGAGGAUUUGACAAAUUCAUAGAAGAGAGGAAUAUCAAGGUCUACUAAGCAUGGUGGCUAGGCUCUGCCCCAGUUGCUGGAAACCACAGAAGAGGAGAGUGUGCUUUUGCUAUAUUCAUUCAUUCAUUCAUUCAUUCUGUGAACCACCCAGAGCCCCCCUGGUAUAGGGCGGUAUGUACUGUUCUAAGCAACUCUCUGUUCAUUAAUAAUGGUGUCCUGCAACCACCACCCCCAAUAUGAUUUUAUAACAGUACAUUCA
Messenger RNA from Zootoca vivipara (common lizard), 9229 nucleotides. RefSeq names its product MICAL like 2 (gene MICALL2). Gene Ontology annotation, molecular function: protein binding. The record is from RefSeq and is a predicted model, not a curated record. NCBI's taxonomy places the organism in Eukaryota, Metazoa, Chordata, Lepidosauria, Squamata, Lacertidae.